AGCAGGUUAAACGAAAAUACGUAAGCAGCCAGCAAUAAUCCCUAUGGCCCAUUCCUCAAACUUACAACCUCUCUCCUUCAUAAACCCAAAUACGCAUCUCUUCCCAUCGACAAACACGCCAAAUCGAAAGAGUAGCGCAUACCGGCACCUCGUGGUGUAGCGGUUAGGAGUGUCACACCGGGUCCUCUAAAAACCCCCCCGAAUCAUGGGGGUUUCCUCCCGCCCCUAAUGAGGGGCGGCAAGGUUUUGCUAGUCUGAUUUUCGGAUGGAGAUUUUGGGUGUUUUUUUGGUUUUUUUACAUACAGUAUGAUUGAUUGAUGGUUGCGCCAGUUAUUUUUAUUAUUAUUAGGAAACAAAAGAGCUUUUCUGUUUCUUAAGAGGUCUGUCCUUCUCUUUACGGAUUUUUCUGUUACUUUCCUUCCUUCCUUGCUUGGGAAGGAAGGAAGGAAGUGAGGUGAGGUGGAAGUUUCGCGAGCGGGGAGGAGGCGGACCGGACCCACUUUGUGUCUCUUUCACUUUCACUUUCAUCUUUUACUUUGACUUUGACAUCGAUCUUGAAUUCAUUACGGAAUUUCAUUUUUGUAUUUGGGAAUGAGUGAUUGAUUGAUUGGUGUAUGCUUGAAUACCUACUCGCUAGAUAUUGAUUGUCUCUUGUCUGAGUUUAUCUUUCGUUUCUUUAUCUGGAUUGAGUCUCCUGUGAUUCGGAUUUGUUUACACGACGUUGAACUUCUUCCACUUACCUGUCUAUAUAUACAUAUAUUACUACGAUGGUGCGCAAAUCAAAACGCAAGUCUGAAGGGUUUGAGGAGAGAUGGGAAGGAGAAAAAGAAGGAGAAGAAAAGGGGAAGAAUGUCGGAGCCUGCGAGGAUUGGGCGAAGGGAAUUGGAAAGAGGGAAGAAGAUGAUGAGGAUGAGGAUGAGGAUGAGGAUGAUGGGAUGGGGAUGAGGAUGAGGAUUCGGGACAAGAAGCUAGCAAAGGAAGAAAAAGAAGAGCGCCGAGAGAGCGAAAGCGCAGUUUAUGGAGAAAUUUAUUGGGGUCGUGGAGAGAGACGUGAAGGACUUCAAGGAAUCGGCGGCAGAGUUGGAGAGAGAAGCUUCGGUCGAAAUAAGGACUUCCUGGAAGGCUUUCAUGCUGCUUAUUCUUUGUCGGCACCAUUCAAAACUGUCUCUUAUGAUUUUUCUUUAAAUCAUAAAAAAGGUCGAAUCAUGAUUACACGGGCGUUGGAGUUGAGUUCGCAAUUUGAUAACCUGACAAGGAAGGAUAUCGCAAAAGAGUUGGCAGGAUUAUUUGGUAACGAGUGGAGCAAAGAGGAUGGAGAGAUUGCUAAGAUGCUUGAACUGGGAAAAGUGGUUGGGGUGAAUAAAUUUGAGUGUAUUGUGAAUGCUUCAAAGCCGGAGAUCUUGGAGACAGAGGCACUUGAAGUUUCGAAGAAAUUCUACCCAGCUGUUGAAGAGGAAAUUAGUACUGGCUGGGGCAAGGAGGCGAGGAAACAUGAGAGGGCUCAUAAGAGAUUGCUCAAGGCUUUUGAAAGCAGGAGUUGA
This is a messenger RNA of Botrytis sinoallii, 1541 nucleotides long. RefSeq lists its product as uncharacterized. NCBI's taxonomy places the organism in Eukaryota, Fungi, Ascomycota, Leotiomycetes, Helotiales, Sclerotiniaceae. The transcript has 4 exons. The record is from RefSeq and is a predicted model, not a curated record. The coding region runs from base 768 to 1541 and encodes 257 amino acids.